AUGCCACUGCAGCAGCACCAACACCUGCCACCACAUCCAUCCGUCUCCGACUCCAAACAACUGCCUCCGGCUCCACCGCCGCGUCCCCCUGCCGCUCCGUUAUCCCCCUUCGCCGCCUUCCACUCCCGCCCUUUCUUCUCCUUCGACUCCUCCCCCGCUGCUUCCCUCCCCGACUCCAUCCCCAAGGACGACCGCCGAAACGCACCCGUCACUGCCCCAACGAGUAACGGCUUUCCCCCUCGCAACGCCCACCGGCGUUCGCAGAGCUGCGACGUCCCAUUCGCCUUCCUCCCACCGCCGGCAGUUGGCAUGAAGACGGAGGACCGCGACGACAGCGGAAUGUUGGACGGCGAUGACCUGUUCGACGCCUACAUGGACUUGGAAGGCUUCGACGCCUUCAAUUCCUCCGAGGACUGUCACAGCAGAGACAGCGGAUGCAAGUCCAACGCCGGUGACAGCAGCGACAACGAGGCCGACAGCGAUGCCAAGGGAUUGCGCGCCUUGGGAUCGCUGAAGCGGACCGCUGCCGCCGUUCCUGGCUCUGCUACGGCUUCCGGGCAUUGCAGGAGUCUUUCAAUGGAUAGUUUCAUGGGGAAAUUUAACUUUGAGGAACCGCCGGCGGAGCUGCCGCUUUCCCGCGGAUUAAUGACAACAACUGCUAAAGCCAACUAUUUGGUCAUGAAACCGACUACCUUUAGCUUGGAGUUUUGCAAUGGUCAAUUCACUGCUGCCGAAAUGAAAAAGAUCACGGAGAACGAGAAACUCAUGGAGAUGGCCAUGGCGGAUCCUAAACGAGUCAAAAGAAUAUUAGCUAAUCGGCAAUCUGCUGCGCGAUCGAAGGAGCGAAAGAUGAGAUAUAUUGCAGAGUUAGAACAGAAGGUUCAGGCAUUGCAGACAGAAACCACAACCAUAUCAACACAACUGACAUUGUUGCAGAGAGGCUCAGCAGGGCUUGCAAAUCAGAACAAUGAGCUCAAGUUUCGACUUCAAGCGAUGGAACAACAGGCAGAACUAAGAGAUGCUCUAAAUGAGGCAUUGACUGCAGAGGUUCAGCGGCUAAAACUGGCUGCCACUGGGUUGGCAGAUGCUCAUGCUUAGUUCGUCCACUGCUUCCUGGGUGUUCUUUCCGGCGAUGUAGGCUUAUGUUAACUGGGAAAAGUAUUGCUGUGGGGCGGGUUAUUU
Molecule: messenger RNA, 1182 nt
Organism: Zingiber officinale
Lineage: Eukaryota; Viridiplantae; Streptophyta; Magnoliopsida; Zingiberales; Zingiberaceae
Product: bZIP transcription factor 29-like
Exons: 4
Coding region: 1-1098 (365 amino acids)
Biological process (GO): regulation of DNA-templated transcription
Cellular component (GO): nucleus
Molecular function (GO): DNA-binding transcription factor activity
Source: RefSeq, a predicted model, not a curated record